Molecule: messenger RNA, 1393 nt
Organism: Hibiscus syriacus
Lineage: Eukaryota; Viridiplantae; Streptophyta; Magnoliopsida; Malvales; Malvaceae
Exons: 7
Coding region: 373-1089 (238 amino acids)
Source: RefSeq, a predicted model, not a curated record
CACUUUUCCGGUACAAGAAUCUCUAUUUGUCUCUCUCUGUCUCUCGAAUUCUUAGUUUUUUUCUCCCUUUUCUUUUGUGCUGAUUCAAUUUCGAGUUAGAACAGCUCCCUUUAAUCUAAUAUUUUCCCAUAUUUGAAUUCUGAUUUAGCUUUGAUAAUCUUUGAUAGCUAUUUCCCCUUGUGUGUGUUUUUUUUAAUCUGGGUGUUGUUUCUUUAAUGGCGGGAACGCUUCAGCUGAUGGGAAGUAACCGAUUCUCUUAUCUCUGAAGGGUUGUUAUCUUUUAUUGUUUGAUUCCCACUCUGAUUUAUGUAAAACCUAAAAAAAGUGGGGCGGGGUUGAAAAUCGGAGAUUCUUCUUUUGAAGCUAAAUUUGAUGGCGAACCCACCGGGGAACCAUCAACAAGAAGCGAAUCGCCCGUCCCCCUCUUUUAAUGGAGCACACUUGAACAACGGGAAUCCGGCACCCGACACCUUGGGUUCGGGUUUGAAGCAUAACCCUGGUAUUUCGAUGGAUUGGACAUUAGAAGAGCAAGUUAUACUCGAAGACUGGUUAAAAACAUUUGCACUAGAUCUGAGCAUAACUCGUUACGCGAAGAUAGCCAUGAACUUGCAAAAUAAGACAGUACGGGAUGUGGCUUUGCGUUGCAGAUGGAUGAAUAAGAAGGAAACUAGCAAGAGAAAGAAGGAAGAGCACUGUCAUGCCAGGAAAAGUAAAGACAAAAAGGAAAGAGUAGUUGACCCUUCAGCAAAGCCUACUCAUUUUGCUGGUCAAUCUAGUAAUCCCCCAUAUCCAACUCCAAUGAUUCCUGUGGACUACAAUGAUGGCAUUCCACUCGGAGCCAUCGGCGGGGUGGCAGGAGAACUUCUGGAGCAGAACGCUCAAGCCUUGAAUCAAAUAUCUGAAAAUCUUGCGUCAUUUAAGAUACAGGAAAAUAUCGGCCUCCUCUGCCAAACUCGGGACAAUCUUCUCAAGCUCAUGAACGAGAUGAAUAACAACGUGCCGGAUAUAAUGAAGCAGAUGCCACAACUUAUGAAACUGAACCUAGAUCUCGCCAACACCAUCCUCCCUCCUCCGCCCCCUCCCAUGUAGCCGUGAUCCUCCUUCCAUCCCGUCAAGCUCGUCUAUUCAGUUUCCCCUUUAAUACAGUGCGGCUCCGCUGAACGGGAAAAUAACUGCCCGUCGACGUGAUCGUCGCGUUUAAGAAAUGUAGAAGGCUUAGUGUUUUGUUUUUUAUUUUGCUUCUGAACCCUCAGUAGAUUUGUUUCUCGGUUUCAUGCAGUACCUAAGGGCUUGUAUAGGGUGGUUUGUGCAUAAAGCAAGAGUUGAAAUAUAAAUUUUAUCUCUUUGCUUUAAAUAUAGUUUUUAAAUAUCUCAUCAUAAUAUCAUAAUGUAC